Molecule: messenger RNA, 1349 nt
Organism: Prionailurus viverrinus (fishing cat)
Lineage: Eukaryota; Metazoa; Chordata; Mammalia; Carnivora; Felidae
Gene: LY6E
Product: lymphocyte antigen 6 family member E
Exons: 4
Coding region: 209-601 (130 amino acids)
Molecular function (GO): acetylcholine receptor inhibitor activity
Source: RefSeq, a predicted model, not a curated record
CCUGCCCGCCCCUGCGCCCCCCGCCCGCCGGAGCGCCGACUCCGCCCACCGUUCCCCGCCCGCUCGGCUGCCGCGAGUCCGGGAGUGUCGUGCGAUUGGGGCGCCAGGCUCGGGCAGCUCGGCGAGGCCGUGGACCUGCGUCUGCCCCGCGCAGGGCCACUUUCUUUGCCUUUGUGAGACCCCAGACAGGACACCUGUCUUCUCCAGUAUGAAGGUCUUCCUGCCCGUGCUGCUGGCUGCCCUUCUGGGUGUGGAGCAAGCUCGCUCCCUGGUGUGCUUCUCUUGCACGAAUCAGAACAGUAAUUUCUACUGCCUAAAACCAACCAUCUGCUCGGACUCGGACAACUACUGCGUGACCGUAUCUGCCUCCGCCGGCAUCGGGAACCUGGUGGACUUCGGCCAUACCCUGAACAAGGGCUGCUCCCCGAUCUGCCCCAGCCCCAGCAUCAACCUCGGCGUGGCGUCUGUGGGCACCUAUUGCUGCCAGAGUUUCCUGUGCAACAUCAGCACGGCCGGCGGGGGGCUGAGGGCCAGUGCCGCCGUGUUGGGCCUCGGGCUCCUGCUCAGUCUGCUGUCCGCCCUGCAGCGGCUUGGGCCCUGACCGCCGGGGCCCUACAGCCGGCCCAGACUCCCCCAGCUCAGGAAGGAAGGCCCGGCCCCUCUUCCUUUGACUCGUCACCCUGCUUGAUCCCAGUUCUCCCAGCCCUCCCCGCCCUCGGUCCCCCCCUGGUCAGGCCCCCGGGCCUGCACCUGCCCUAAGAGGGGCCAGCUGCCCUCAUUUCUCAGGCAGUGACGUGACCUUCCUCGGGGAACCUGGGAAGGGAUGAGGGCUGGAGCCUGAGGGUCCCAGAGUCAGAACUGAGUCCUGGGGACACUAGGAGGCACACGUAAGCCCCAGGCCCUGCCCCGUCCAGGCUGUGUCUGCCCCCAGGUGGUGUGGAAGAUGUGCUCUCUGCCACUGUGUCCCAGAAGGGCAAGCGUGCUGUUGCCACAGGUGACUGUGUAAACUCAGCUGUGUGGACGCGUGUGCCGGGUGCCCCUGUGGCGUGUGUGCGAGUGUGUGGCCGUGUCCGGGCCCGUGUGUGUGCGGGAUAAGUGCCAGGGGUCCGGCAUUAGCAGCCGCCGAGCCCCCCGGGUCCACACCAGAACUUCUUUUCUCUGGCAUUUCUACGCCCCACUUUAAGGGGAGCCUUUUGGAAGACGGGGUUCCAGUGCGUCUGGGCUUGACCGCUGGACCCAGGAAUCGGUUCCCACCCCCAACUCCAGCCGCGGCCCCCACCCCCUCCCUCCACCCCAUACUGGAGUCUGUCUGCUGCCUCGGUGCCUCAAAUAAACGCGUGUUCCCAGCC